Molecule: messenger RNA, 639 nt
Organism: Hemiscyllium ocellatum (epaulette shark)
Lineage: Eukaryota; Metazoa; Chordata; Chondrichthyes; Orectolobiformes; Hemiscylliidae
Product: probable 2-ketogluconate reductase
Exons: 5
Coding region: 1-639 (212 amino acids)
Cellular component (GO): cytosol
Molecular function (GO): glyoxylate reductase (NADPH) activity; hydroxypyruvate reductase [NAD(P)H] activity; NAD binding
Source: RefSeq, a predicted model, not a curated record
AUGACCGAGGUUGACUCCCACCUGGACCGGAUCUCCUCAAUGGAUGCAUCAAUCUUCUCUCAGAGUUUAACGAACUCCGAGAUCAGGCUCGCCUCUGCAGAAAUAAAGAAUGAAGUCUCAAAGAACCAGUACGGACAGAUUGUGGGCAGUGGUGUAAGAGUCUUGAGUCCUCCACUGUUGAAUGUACAGGAAUCGGCUGGCCAGACGGCUGAGGAAGAAGAGAGGCUGGUUGGGGCUUGUUACUGUGCAAAAAUUGACGAUCUCCUCCUGAAAUCAGAUUUUGUGAUGAUAGUGGUAAGCUUGACUCCUCAAACUUCCAAGAUGGUAGGGGAAAGAGAGCUUCGCCUCAUGAAACCCAACGCUACUCUCAUUAAUAUCUCCCGUGGUGGAGUGAUUGAUCAGGAUGCUUUGGUGAAAGCACUUCAGAAUGGGGUUAUUCGUGCAGCAGCACUAGAUGUCUCUGAACCAGAGCCCCUUCCGAGGAAUCAUCCUUUACUACACCUACCAAAUGUCAUCCUGACUCCCCACAUUGGAGCUUCUACUGAAAAGACCACUCGUGAAAUGCUGGAGAAAAUGAUUGAAAAUGCUGUGGCUGCUGUUCGUGGAUUUCCGAUGCCUGACGAAGUGCUGCUGUCAUGA